GACAUUCGCCACCUGGCCAUCAAUGCCGCGGGCACGUACGUUGCCGCCUCCUGCAACUCGGGCCAGGUCUACAUUUGGCGUGUUUCGAGGUCCUUGCGCAGGGGGGAGAUUUGCUUGGACCCCUUCGCCCUUUCAGUUCCAGGUUGGCUCGGACCUCUGCCCGCGCUGGCGCUGGCCUUCGGCGAUGCAACCGGGGUUGAGGAGGUCCUUGGCGUCUCUGGCAGCGACAUCUUGCUUUGCUUCCUCUCAGGGGAGUUGAGGCUCCUCGACCCCGGCGAUGGCCGAUGCGCCGGCACGGUGGUGGUGGAG
This is a messenger RNA of Symbiodinium sp. CCMP2592, 309 nucleotides long. The record is from the annotation of a GenBank genome assembly. Lineage: Eukaryota; Dinophyceae; Suessiales; Symbiodiniaceae.